AUCAUCACUGGUUGUACUAUAUCAGUGACAUUGUUUGCCCUGUCGAUGACCAUGCUUGUCAAGGCUGCAGAAGUGGAAUGCAGAGGGCCUCUCUCCAGAUCUGGCACUCGCCAACCGCCAAUUAGAGCCUUUAUGGAUGACCUGACAGUCACAGCAACAUCAGUGCCAGGGUGCCGCUGGCUCCUUAAAGGUCUCGAAAGGCUAACAUCUUGGGCGAGAAUGACAUUCAAGCCAGCUAAGUGCCGGUCCCUUGUCCUGAGGAAGGGGAGAGUGGAGGACAAAUUCCGCUUCCACAUGAAUGGUCUCCAAAUUCCAUCAUUGACAGAGAAGCUGGUGAAGAGCUUGGGGAAGCUCUUUGACGUGACUCUGAGAGACACAGCAGCAAUCCAGGCCAUGCACACGGAGCUGAAAAGCUGGCUUGCAGCAGAGGACGGGUCAGGCCUCCCUGAGAAAUUUAAAGCCUGGAUAUAUCAGCAUGGCAUCCUGCCAAGGCUUUUGUGGCCUUUGCUGAUGUAUCAGGUCCCAGUAACAACAGUGGAGACCCUGGAGAGAAACAUCAGCCAGUUCCUGCGCAGGUGGCUGGGCCUGCCGAAGAGCCUAAGCUGCAUUGCCCUGUAUGGGCACACCAACAAGCUGCAGCUCCCGUUCUCAGGCCUGACAGAGGAAUUCAAGGUAACCAGAGACAGGGAGGUGUUACUUUACCGAGACUCAGCCGACACCAGAGUCUCCUCUGCAGGCAUAGAGGUCAGGACUGGUCGGAAGUGGAGGGCGCAGGAGGCAGUCCAGCAGGCAGGGGUAAGAUUGCGGCACAGUGUGCUAGUAGGCUCUGUGGCAGUUGGGCGAGCAGGACUUGGCUGCCACAAGGCACUGCGCUAUGACAGAGCGCAGGGAAGGGACAGACGGCAGAUGAUUCAGGGCGAGGUCCGAGCAGAGGUGGAAGAGGAGCGGGGGCGCAGCAAAACGGUGGCCAUGCGUCAGCAGGGGGCCUGGACCAAUUGGGAGCAUGCACUGACUCGGAAAAUCACCUGGUCAGAACUUUGGAGGUCAGAGCCAGCAAGAAUAAAGUUCCUGAUCCAGUCAGUGUAUGACGUCCUACCGAGUCCAGCCAAUCUGCAUUGCUGGGGGCUAGCUGAAGCACCAUCCUGUCCCCUGUGCCCUGCAAGAGGAUCGCUGGAGCACAUCUUGAGCUGCUGCCCGAAAGCACUGGGAGAGGGGAGGUACAGAUGGCGCCAUGACCAGGUGCUGAAGGCAGUAGCGGACACCAUCUGUGCGGGAAUCCAGCAAAGCAAGCACCAGCCCUUAGCAAGGCCACACAUUGCUUUCGUCAGGGCCGGCGAGAAGCCUCAGUCACAGCCAAAGGUCCCAGCUGGGCUGCUAUCCACAGCAGGAGAUUGGCAGAUGAAGGUGGACCUGGGGAGACAACUGAAGUUUCCAGAGCACAUCACCAGCACCAAGUUCAGGCCAGACAUGGUAAUAACAUCAGAGAGUGCAAAGCAAGUGGUGCUACUGGAACUCACAGUCCCCUGGGAAGACCAGAUUGAGGAAGCGUUGGAGCGGAAAAGGGCGAAGUAUCUGGAACUGGUGGAGGACUGCAGGCUGAAAGGGUUGAGGGCCCGCUGUGAGCCAAUCGAGGUUGGCUGCAGGGGAUUCCCAGGACAGAGCCUGCACCGAUCACUCAGGCUGCUUGGAAUGGGAGGUGCUCAAGAAAGGAAAGCCACCAGAAACAUCUGCGAGGCAGUUGAGAGAGCCUCUAGGUGGCUAUGGAUCAAAAGGGGCGACACAUGGCUUAGUGCGCUGCUUGGACACAAGUUGGGGUCUGAUCAGCCCCGGCUGGGUCGCCCAGGUGAGGGUGUCUGA
Messenger RNA from Alosa alosa (allis shad), 1857 nucleotides. RefSeq lists its product as uncharacterized. The record is from RefSeq and is a predicted model, not a curated record. Lineage: Eukaryota; Metazoa; Chordata; Actinopteri; Clupeiformes; Clupeidae.